AUGGAAAGGAUUGUAUGGAUCCUCAUCUCUCUCUCACUGUCUCUUCUCGCUACUCACGUCAGAUCUGAUUCCUCCGAUCACCGUUACGCCGACGGCGAUUCCGUUCCUCUCUACGCCAACAAAGUCGGUCCGUUUCACAAUCCCAGUGAAACGUAUCGUUACCUUGACCUUCCAUUCUGUGUAACAGGUCAUGAGAAAGAGAAGACCGAAGCGCUCGGCGAGGUUUUGAAUGGAGAUCGGCUUGUUAGUGCUCCGUAUGAACUUCAUUUUAAGAAGGAGAAAGACUCUAAUCUUGUUUGCAAGAAGAAGCUUACUAGGGAGGAAGUUGUGCAGUUCCGAGAAGCGGUUAAGAAGGAUUAUUAUUUCCAAAUGUAUUACGAUGACUUGCCUAUUUGGGGAUUUAUUGGUACUGUUGACAAAGAAGGAAAGAGUGAUCCGAGCGAGUAUAAGUAUUUUCUUUAUAAGCAUAUUCAGUUUGAUGUUUUGUAUAAUAAGGAUCGCGUGAUUGAGAUCAGUGCUCGUAUGGAUCCUCAUUCUGUGGUGGAUGUGACGGAGGAUAAGGAAGUUGAUGUUGAGUUUAUGUAUACUGUGAAAUGGAAGGAAACAGAGAUUCCUUUUGAGAAGAGAAUGGAGAAAUACUCACAAUCUUCUUCUCUCCCGCAUCACUUGGAGAUUCACUGGUUCUCUAUUAUAAACUCGUGUGUAACAGUUCUUCUUUUGACUGGUUUCCUGGCAACCAUUCUCAUGCGUGUCUUGAAGAAUGAUUUUAUGAAAUAUGCUCAAGACGAGGAAGCUGCUGAUGAUCAAGAGGAGACAGGAUGGAAGUACAUUCAUGGGGAUGUUUUCCGGUUUCCUAAGUACAAGUCCAUAUUCGCAGCUGCGCUUGGUUCUGGCACUCAGUUAUUCACUCUCACAAUCUUCAUUUUUAUGCUUGCACUGGUUGGUGUAUUCUAUCCCUACAACCGAGGAGCUUUAUUUACUGCACUGGUGGUUAUAUAUGCUCUCACAUCUGGCAUUGCUGGCUAUACUGCUACUUCCUUCUAUAUUCAACUUGAAGGGACUAAUUGGGUUAGAAACUUAUUGCUGACAGGAUGCCUCUUCUGUGGCCCUCUUUUCCUUAUGUUUUGCUUCCUUAACACAGUUGCAAUUGCCUAUAGUGCAACUGCUGCCCUUCCUUUUGGCACAAUUUGUGUGAUAGUCCUAAUAUGGACGCUUGUAACUUCGCCAUUACUUGUGUUGGGUGGCAUUGCAGGUAAAAAUAGUAAAACAGAGUUUCAAGCACCUGUCCGCACUACAAAAUAUCCCCGAGAAAUUCCACCUCUGCCUUGGUACCGAAGCACCCUUCCACAGAUGGCAAUGGCAGGAUUUCUCCCUUUCAGUGCCAUCUACAUAGAGUUGUACUACAUUUUUGCUAGUGUGUGGGGCCACAGGAUUUAUACUAUCUACAGCAUACUCUUCAUCGUCUUUAUUAUUCUGUUGAUUGUCACUGCUUUCAUUACUGUGGCUUUGACAUACUUUCAACUUGCUGCGGAAGAUCAUGAAUGGUGGUGGAGGUCUUUUCUGUGUGGUGGAUCAACCGGCUUAUUUAUCUAUGGCUACUGCUUGUAUUAUUACUAUGCACGGUCAGAUAUGUCUGGUUUUAUGCAAACUUCGUUCUUCUUCGGUUACAUGUCUUGCAUCUGCUAUGGCUUCUUUCUCAUGCUCGGUAGCGUAGGUUUCCGUGCUUCCUUGCUCUUUGUCCGCCACAUAUACAGUAUAGAUCCACCAAUUGCUGCUUCUAUGAGUGACACAACACGCAAUACAACGCCGCCUCUGCCACUAACCGUGGUUCCAUCUUCUUCUGCUGAUACAACAAUUCAUUUCGGGCAUAUUCCAUAUUUUCCAAAUAGAUGUGCAAAGCAGCUGAGAACUCAACUGAUUCUUGCCCUUCAGGCAACUCAACGACCAGUCAUUAACUUCCAUAUAAGGUGGGAUGUGGUAUCCCAUUGGGGAGGAAAAGCAUGUCAUUUUUGCAAAAUCACAAUGCAUAAAAAGGACACGCACAAGACUGAGAGGCUUGAAAUCGGAUGUGACAGGAAGCCAAUUAUCUACCUACAUACGCAUUUUCUCCCUAUUGCCAAUUCUCCUAUGGGCACCCCUAGGCACUACUUCCUUCGCACCGAGGAUACUCCUCCCAGCGUAACUCAAGCUGAAACCAAGAGAGGCAUCAACAAAGGAGUUUUGAGGAUAGUAUCUGCCUUUGAGCACCUUCCCUAA
Messenger RNA from Vicia faba (fava bean), 2256 nucleotides. The record is from the annotation of a GenBank genome assembly. NCBI's taxonomy places the organism in Eukaryota, Viridiplantae, Streptophyta, Magnoliopsida, Fabales, Fabaceae.